This is a messenger RNA of Phyllostomus discolor (pale spear-nosed bat), 897 nucleotides long. RefSeq names its product mitochondrial ribosomal protein S28 (gene MRPS28). The transcript is spliced from 3 exons. The record is from RefSeq and is a predicted model, not a curated record. Bases 97 to 663 code for a protein of 188 amino acids. Gene Ontology annotation, cellular component: mitochondrial small ribosomal subunit. NCBI's taxonomy places the organism in Eukaryota, Metazoa, Chordata, Mammalia, Chiroptera, Phyllostomidae.
GAGCUCUUCGGCAAGUGGGCGGAGCUUUCGUUGCUCCACCCCUGACCUCAACGCUGACGGAGAGGUUAAAGGUCAAAGGUUCUAGCUGGAGCAGACAUGGCGGCGAUGUGUCGGACCCGAGCCUUGACUUCCGAGAGUCAUUUCCUGCGCGUGUUCCUCUUCUCUUGGCCAAGUCGAGGCGUAGGCACUGAGAGUCACUUCGGUAGUGAGAGUUUUGAGUUUACGGAGUGUAGAACGCGCCCAGGCGGCUUCGCGAGUGCCCUGGAGCGGCUGUCGGAGCUGCAGCACAAGCAGGAGCCUGGGCGGACGAGGGGCUCUCUGAAAAAUGUGGAAUCCUUUGCAUCUAUGCUAAGACAUUCUCCUCUCACUCAGAUGGGACCUGCCAAGGAUAAAGUAGUCAUUGGACGAAUCAUUCAUAUUGUGGAGAAGGAUCUUUAUAUAGAUUUUGGCGGCAAGUUUCAUUGUGUGUGCAAAAGACCAGAAGUGGAUGGAGAGAAGUACCAGAUAGGAACCAGAGUCCGGUUGCGGCUGUUAGAUCUUGAACUGACAUCUAGGUUCCUGGGAGCAACAACAGACACAACUAUACUAGAGGCUGAUGCAGUUCUCUUAGGGCUCCAGGAGAGUAAAGACGCCAAAUCAAAAGAGGAACAUCAUGAGAAAUGAAUCAACUUCGCUUAGUGCAUUCACUCCUUUAUAUAACCUGGAUAAUCAUCAAGAUUACAUUUAGAAAAUUGUAAGUAAAUGAUUGAAAGAAGACAUAAUGAGAGUUAUAGCUCUUAUUUGUUAGAAUUUUCUUUAGCUGUAUCUCCCUUCCUCUUUUUUAUACCUAUUUUUCUGUUUGUGAUAGUGUAAACUAUACUGAGAAAUUCUGUUAUUGAAUAAAUAUGUUUUGAGUAC